Schistosoma curassoni is the source of this 804-nucleotide messenger RNA. The record is from the annotation of a GenBank genome assembly. NCBI's taxonomy places the organism in Eukaryota, Metazoa, Platyhelminthes, Trematoda, Strigeidida, Schistosomatidae.
AUGAAUCAAAUUUUAUUAAGAAUUUUGAAAUCUCAUGUUAACAAGCAGUCUUUUUUAGAUCAACUUAAAGCAUUCAACGAAAAGCCAAAUAUAUUAGCUGCUGUCAUCUCAUGUGUCGAUUCACGUGUUUUAACAUCAAAACUUUUAUGCUCAAAUGUUGGUGAAUUAUUUAUCGAAAGAAAUCCAGGAAAUUUCAUUUGUUGUGAAAAUUCUUCACUGGAACAUUUUAAUAAAAAUUGUGUUACACCAGGAUUUUUAGAGUUGACUUUAAUACGAUGUAGAAUUAACGACAUCAUUAUUUGUGGCCAUUCAGAUUGUCGGGCUAUGAAUUUAUUAAAUAACUUAGGAAAAUGUAAAUAUGAAAGAAGUCAUCCUUAUCUUGCUCAUCAUGAGCAUCAACCUAUCGAUGUUCAAAAUGAAAAUAAUAAAAUGACAUCAAGUCCUUUAGAAAAGUGGAUUUGGGAAAAUGGAUGUAAAACUUUACAAAAUUUUAAUACUAAAUCUGGUAUUCUCAGUUUUAAAUCAUCAUCAAUUCAUUCAAAAUGUCCAACACUUGAACUUGAUUUAAAUUCGGCUAAACAUUUAACAGAAGUUGAUUUACUUUCUCAAGCAAAUGUAUUACAACAAAUGAUACAUGUAUAUUCAUAUGAAAUGUUAACAAAUCAAUUAGCACAAAAUUUAUUACGUAUACAUGGAAUAUGGUUUGAAUUAUACUCAGGUAGAGUACUAAUAUAUAGUCGUUUAAAUAGAGCAUUUCUACCUAUUACUGAAGAGACAAUUACUUCAUUACUUCAUGAAUUAUAA